Eremothecium sinecaudum is the source of this 3015-nucleotide messenger RNA. RefSeq names its product H(+)-transporting V1 sector ATPase subunit A (gene VMA1). Gene Ontology annotation, cellular component: fungal-type vacuole membrane. Gene Ontology annotation, molecular function: DNA binding; proton-transporting ATPase activity, rotational mechanism; endonuclease activity. The transcript has a single exon. The record is from RefSeq and is a predicted model, not a curated record. Bases 1 to 3015 code for a protein of 1004 amino acids. Gene Ontology annotation, biological process: intein-mediated protein splicing; ATP metabolic process; proton transmembrane transport. Lineage: Eukaryota; Fungi; Ascomycota; Saccharomycetes; Saccharomycetales; Saccharomycetaceae.
AUGGCAGGGGCUUUGGAAAACGCACGUAAGGAAAUCAAAAGAAUCUCUUUGGAAGACCAUGCAGAGACUGAAUAUGGGCAAAUAUACUCUGUUUCAGGUCCAGUGGUGGUUGCUGAGAAUAUGAUCGGUUGUGCAAUGUAUGAAUUAGUAAAAGUUGGCCACGAAAAUUUGGUUGGAGAAGUUAUUAGAAUUGACGGUGAUAAGGCCACUAUCCAAGUGUACGAAGAGACUGCAGGUGUGACAGUUGGUGAUCCUGUGUUAAGAACUGGUAAACCUCUCUCUGUUGAAUUAGGACCUGGUUUGAUGGAGACUAUCUAUGAUGGUAUCCAAAGGCCGUUGAAGGCCAUUAAGGACGUGUCACAAUCAAUUUACAUUCCUAGAGGUAUUGAUGCGCCUGCAUUGAGCAGAGAGAUCAAAUGGCACUUCACCCCAGCUAAGCUAUCUGCUGGUGACCAUAUCACUGGUGGUGAUAUUUUUGGUUCGAUAAUGGAGAAUUCUCUACUUGAAGACCAUAAGAUCCUCUUGCCACCCAGGGCUAGAGGUACAAUUACCUGGAUCGCUCCAGAAGGUGAUUACACUGUUGAUGAAAACAUAUUAGAAGUUGAAUUUGAUGGUGCUAAGUCUUCUUAUUCUAUGUAUCAUACGUGGCCAGUUCGUGUUCCAAGACCCGUGACUGAAAAAUUAACUGCUGACCAUCCACUAUUGACAGGCCAAAGAGUUUUAGAUGCUUUAUUCCCAUGUGUCCAGGGUGGUACUACAUGUAUUCCAGGGGCAUUCGGUUGCGGUAAAACUGUGAUUUCCCAAUCCUUAUCCAAGUAUUCUAAUUCAGAUGCCAUUAUAUACGUUGGUUGUUUUGCAAAGGGGACUGACGUUUUGAUGUCAGAUGGUGCUGUUAAGGCAAUUGAGGAUAUCAAUAUUGGUGACUUUGUUAUGGGAAAGGAUGGCAACCCACGUGAAGUUACAGCGCUUCCAAGAGGCAGAGAAAUGAUGUACAGAGUGGGGGAUGAAAAUUCUGAAUUUGAAUUUGUUUGUAAUGGUGCUCACAAGUUGGUUGUUGAGACUCCAAGAUCAGUACGUGUUACAAGAAAUGGUCCAAAACAUACUGUUAACUAUUUAGGAAUGUGUUAUGAACAGACCAAGGACGGUAGAGUGAUCGAGUUGUGUAAGCAAAUUUCAAAAGACUUUGAAACUGCAGAAGAAUUCAUGAGCUUUACUGCUGAAAUGCCUAAGGACAAAAUCCAGUGGACCAUUGAGGCAAGAGAUGUUCAACUUAUCGAACCUGCUGUUCGUGAGCUUACCACACAAAUCAUUUCUCCAAUUAAUUAUGAAGGAAGGAAAUUAGUGGAAUACUUAUCAAAUUUGAAGGUGGACAGUCCAGUUGAGCUUCCAUUUAUCGUCGCAUACUUUUUAGGUUUAUGGUUUAGUAAUUCAUCAGAAACCUUAACUGUUGGUGCGGAAUUAUUUUCCCGUAUAAGUAAAAGCGCCCAGAUGCUAGGGUUGGCUGCUGAGAGGAAAUCUAAUCAACUAGUUGAUAUCAAUAUCAAGAACUCUAUACUUUCUGAUGUUAUUUCUGAAUUUGGUUUUGAAAAUGGAGCUACCAAACAGAUUCCUGACUUUUUACGUACCGAGUUGGUUUUGGUUAGAGAAUAUUUCUUGGCGGGUAUUGUUGACUGUUUAGGAUCGAUUGAAGAUGUUGCAGAAGGUUACGUAUUAAAAAUUGACAUACCAAAAACAUCUUUGGGAACUGCUUUAAUUCCUUUACUUCGUUCUUUAGGCUUGAAUACACACUUGGCUGACAGCACAUUGAAUGUUUCAGGAAAAAGCUCAUUGGAGUCUUUAUUAAGCUUAUCCGGCAAUACAAACAUCGCCAGGCCUUAUAAUGUUACGAGAGAAUCUCAAAACUUCAAGUUUUUCUUGGAAGAACAAGGUGAAAAUGACUACUAUGGUAUUACAUUACCCGAGGAUUCUGAUCGCCAAUUUUUAUUGAGCAACCAAGUCUUAGUUCAUAACUGUGGUGAACGUGGUAAUGAAAUGGCUGAAGUUUUAAUGGAAUUCCCUGAGCUAUUCACUGAAGUGAACGGUAGAAAAGAACCUAUUAUGAAACGUACGACAUUAGUCGCAAACACCUCCAAUAUGCCAGUCGCAGCCAGAGAAGCUUCAAUCUACACGGGUAUUACCCUAGCUGAAUAUUUCAGGGAUCAGGGUAAGGAUGUUUCUAUGAUUGCAGAUUCCUCAUCAAGAUGGGCAGAAGCUUUAAGAGAAAUCUCCGGUAGAUUGGGUGAAAUGCCUGCCGAUCAAGGGUUCCCCGCAUAUUUGGGAGCGAAGUUAGCUUCAUUCUAUGAAAGAGCUGGCAAAGCGAUCGCGUUAGGCUCUCCAAACCGUGUGGGCUCUGUUUCCAUCGUUGCAGCAGUCUCACCAGCAGGUGGUGACUUUUCAGAUCCAGUGACUACAUCCACGUUGGGUAUUACCCAGGUCUUUUGGGGUUUGGAUAAGAAAUUGGCUCAAAGGAAGCAUUUUCCAUCUAUUAACACUUCUGUUUCAUAUUCCAAAUAUACCAAUAUUUUGAACAAGUAUUACGAUAACAACUAUCCUGAAUUCCCAACGUUGAGAAACCGCAUUAAGGAGAUAUUGUCUAAUUCAGAGGAGUUGGAGCAAGUCGUGCAAUUAGUGGGGAAAUCAGCCCUAUCAGAUAGUGAUAAGAUCGUUUUGGAUGUCGCUAAUUUAAUUAAGGAGGAUUUUCUUCAACAGAAUGGAUACUCUACCUAUGAUGCCUUCUGUCCGAUCUGGAAGACCUAUGAUAUGAUGAAAGCCUUCGUAUCAUACUAUGAUGAAGCACAGAGGAGUAUUUCCAACGGUGCUAAUUGGGCAAAAUUAUCUGAAGCCACCACAGACGUUAAGCAUGCUGUCUCCUCAUCGAAGUUCCUUGAACCAAGCAGAGGUGAGAAUGAAGUGCAUUCUGAAUUCGAAAAAAUAUUCUCUACAAUUCAAGAAAGAUUUGCAGAAUCUACUGAUUGA